AUGCCAGUGCUGGGAGUAUUUGUGGAGAUGCACAUGGAAGAUCAUGGGAUUAUCAUAACUCCCACGGGCCAGCAGGUGCAUAAACCUUUGAAGCUCUCUUAUUGGUCUUUGGUUCUCAUACCAAGGAUAUAUGUAGAAAGAGCAGACAAAGGCGGUGACCAUGGUGGUGAUCCAGAUUCAAAAAAGCAACUUUCGACUUCGAACGCAAACAAGUGGUUAGACAAAAUGGCCUUGUUUCGCAAAUUGUUCUACCGCAAGCCUCCAGUUGGUUUGCUCGAGAUAUGCGACAGAGUUUACGUGUUUGACUGCUGCUUCUCCUCCAAUUCUUUGGAAAAGGAAGACUACAAAGUCUAUAUCGCGGGAGUAGUCAGUCAGCUACGGGAGCACUUCCCUGACGCAUCCUCUCUCGUGUUUAAUUUCCGUGAAGUUGGUACUCCAAGUGUGAUCGAUGAUGUCUUGUCCGAACAUGAUUUGACCAUCAUGGAUUAUCCUCGCCACCACGAAGGCUGCUCACUGUUGCCUGUGGAAAUGAUGCACCAUUUCCUCCGGUCAAGUGAAAGCUGGCUCUCCCUCGGCCCAAGCAACCUCUUGCUAAUGCACUGUGAACGCGGGGCGUGGCCAGUUUUAGCGUUCACGCUAGCUGCUCUCCUUAUUUACCAGAAGCAGUACACUGGUGAGUACAAGACCUUGGACAUGAUGUACAAGCAGGCUCCCCGGGAGCUUCUGCAUUUGUUCUCACCGUUGAAUCCGAUUCCUUCUCAGCUACGGUAUCUCAAGUACGUGUCGGGAAGGCAUUUGUUCUCUGAAUGGCCUCCACUGGAUAGAGCUCUCACCAUGGAUUGUGUUAUUUUGAGAUUUAUUCCUGAUGUUGGUGGACAAGGAGGCUGCCGCCCAAUCUUCCGAGUAUAUGGUCAGGAUCCGAAUUUUGUAGAUGAUAGAAAGUCUAAGCUUUUGUACUUGACCCCCAAGAAAGGGAAACACUUGAGGAUCUACAACCAGGCAGAAUGUGAACUAGUAAAGAUUGACAUCAAUUGUCAUGUGCAAGGGGAUAUCGUGAUUGAGUGCCUCAGUUUGAACGAUGACAUGGAAAGAGAGGCGAUGCUGUUUCGAGUGGCUUUCAACACAGCUUUCGUCAGAUCAAACAAUCUGAUACUUAAUCAUGACGAGGUUGACACAUUAUGGCAUCUAAAAGAACAAUUCCCAAAAGGGUUUAAAGUUGAGCUUCUUUUCUCGGAUAUGGUUGCUGCUGAGUUGAUGGAUUUAGCUAUUGCAAACACCACCACUCAGGAUGCACCAGAGUUGUUAGGCCAAGAGUCCCCUUCUGCAACAGUUAAACCUCUUGUUGAAAAUUAUGAUCAGGAGAAUAUUCUGAAGAGUCCUUCUCAAGAAAGCAAUGGGAAAAGUGUUUCAUUGUUGUCGCCACCACCUCAUCCAGUAAGAAUAUUGUUGCCUCCCUCACCUUCUCCGCUUCCAAUUGUUGCUUCUCAAACUUCAGAGAAACUACAGCAUUUUGUAGUCCAGCCGGUAGAGACUCUUUCGCAGGGAAAUUCAUGGGUGUCAUUAGCUGGCUCUACAUUAUAUCGAACAACUCCAAACGAAAAACUUCCCAUGACACUACCUACAACAUCUCCCCCUCUUCUUCCUGCAUCCCAUGAAUCUCUUCAGGAGUUUUCUAAAACAACAAAUUCAUCGUCUGUUCUGCCAUCACCUGCAUUAUCAAUAACUCUUGCCAAACCAUCCCAAACUGAGACAUUAGGUUCCUUUUCUCCUCUUACUCCACCUCUGACAGGAGCUCUUGGAAAUCCGGUGAGAUCACCUCCUUCAGUGUCUAACUCACACAGAACAGAUGCGUUGCCUCCACCACCACCUCCUCCAGUGCAGCAUUCAAACCAGAACACAGUCACUAGACCACCACCUCCUCCUCCUCCUCCUCCCCCUACACCUCCAGUGUCUAACUCACACAGAACAGAUGCGGUUCCUCGACCACCACCUCCUCCAGUGCAGCAUUCAAACCAGAACACAGUCACUAGACCACCACCUCCUCCUCCUCCUCCUCCCCCUACACCUCCAGUGUCUAACUCACACAGAACAGAUGCGGUUCCUCGACCACCACCUCCUCCAGUGCAGCAUUCAAACCAGAACACAGUCACUAGACCACCACCUCCUCCUCCUCCUCCUCCCCCUACACCUCCAGUGUCUAACUCACACAGAACAGAUGCGGUUCCUCGACCACCACCUCCUCCACCUCCUCCCCCUACUCCUCCUCCAGUGCAGCAUUCAAACCAGAACACAGUCACUAGACCACCACCACCUCCCCCUCCUCCUCCUCCAGUGCAGCAUUCAAACCAGAACACAGUCGCUAGACCACCACCACCUCCCCCUCCUCCUCCUCCAAUGCAGCUUUCAAACCAGAACACAGUCGCUAGACCACCACCUCUUAUUCCACCACCACCCCCAGCACCAGCUAUCCAUGCAUCUCCAACCCCUCCUCCUCCCCCAGCUCCUCCAACACCACAAUCUCAUGGAAACUCUGCCACUAAAAUUUCACCUCCAACACCUCCACGGCUUCCUACCUCUUCUGCCUCUCCUCGCCCUCCAACCGGACCACCUCCACCACCAGUAGGACUGGAUAGGAAACUGCCAGUACGCCCCACUCCGAAACCUGUGGUGGCAACCGUUAAGUUGAAGCCAUUCUACUGGUUGAAACUGACAAAAGCUGUCACUGGGAGUGGGAGCAUAUGGGAUGAAACACCAAUGUCUGGUGGUGCCUUUAAGGCUCCUGACAUUAACAGGGCACAGCUUCAAAUCUGUUUCACCGCAGUUGAUCCAGUGCGGCCAGUAAUUAAGAAGCCAGUUGAAGUCAAGAAGAUAAUCCGACUGAUAGAUGGCAAGCGAGCACAAAAUUGUGAAAUCAUGCUUUCAAAUGUGAAAGUACCUUUGCAGGAUUUGAUGAACUCAGUGCUUAACCUUGAUGAAUCGGCUCUUGAUGCUGAUAAGGUUGAGAACCUAAAUAAGUUUUGCCCAACAACAGAUGAAAUGUCAAAACUAAAGGCUUACGAUGGUGACAAGAACAUGCUUGGAAAAUGCGAACUGUUCUUCUUAGAGAUGAUGAAAGUCCCACGUGUAGACAAAAAGCUGAGAGCAUUCUCAUUCAAAAUUCAGUUUUCUUCUCAGAUUUCUCAACUCAGGGAUAGUCUAAAUGUUGUGCACUCCACAGCAGAACAGAUAAAGAAUUCUGAAAAACUCAAAAGAAUAAUGCAGACAGUUUUGGCCAUUGGGAACGCUCUAAACCAGGGGACGAAUAGAGGUAAUGCUGUUGGGUUUAAACUGGACAGUCUGCCAAAACUCAGUGAAACACGGUCGAGUAAUUUCCAUAAGAAUCUGAUGCAUUACCUAUGCUGGAUUCUUUCCGAGGAAAUUCCAGAAGUUUUAGAUUUCUCAGAAGAUCUAUUCUCACUGGAGCCCGCAACAAAGAUUCAACUCAAGUUUUUGGCUGAUGAGAUGCAAGCUAUAAACAAGGGACUGGGGAAUGUUGUAGAGGAACUCUCCUCGUCCGAGGAAGAUGGCCCAAUCUCAAGCAACUUUAACAAGAUAGUGAAGGAAUUUCUUCAUCAUGCAGAGGCAGAAGUAAGGUCCUUGGCUUCUUUCUUUGCGGAAGUGGGAAGAAACGUGGACGGCUUAAUUCGCUACUUUGGUGAAGACCCUGCUAAGUGCCAUUUUGAAAAAGUGGUGUCGACUCUUUUAAGUUUUGUAAGACUGUUCAAUCGUGCGCAUGAAGAAAACAGAAAACAAGUCGAGGCGGAAGCUAAGAAGAACGCUGAAAAGGAGAAAACGGAAACAAUGUGA
Microthlaspi erraticum is the source of this 3846-nucleotide messenger RNA. The record is from the annotation of a GenBank genome assembly. Lineage: Eukaryota; Viridiplantae; Streptophyta; Magnoliopsida; Brassicales; Brassicaceae.